CUCAAUCUUUGAUUUGUACUAUUUCGAUACUAUAGUAGUUGUUGUAAUUAAGAGUUAGCAUGGGGAAGGAGAUGUUGAAGGAUUUUAAGGUGGAGACUGUUCAAACUUGUAUUGUGCAAUCCACCGCACCCACAAAAGAUUGCACGCUCAGAGUCUCCAACAUAGAUCUCACUGCUCCUGCCGUUAGUCCGGGGCACUUUUUUGUUUACAAAGGAGUGAAAGAUAAGACAUACGAAGAGAUGGCAAGCUCGAUUAAGAAGGCACUCUCUGAGACGAUAGUAUUGUUUUAUCCAGUGGCGGGAAGGUUUGUCAUCGGCCACAAUGGUGAGCCUGAGAUAGAGUGCAAUAAUCAAGGAGUGCCCUUCAUUGUAGCUGAAGCUGACGCUGCCAUUAAGGAUCUUGAUUUUUCUCAGCCAAGUUUAUCUGUUGCUAAAUUAAUUCCUACCAGGCACCCUCUUCAAGGAGAAUCUCCUCACUGUGUUCCUGUUAUGGCUUUACAAGUGACGAGGAUGAAAUGUGGAGGAAUGGUAGUGGGUUGUUGUUUCGAUCACAGAAUAGUAGAUGGAAUAAGCAGCUGCAUUUUCUUUCAAGCAUGGACAGAGGCAGCUCAAGGUCUCCCAUUUUCCAAUAUUACGCCAUGCUUUGAACGCUCACUCCUCAAUCCCCGCCACCCUCUCAACCCUAAUUUACUCCCCUUCAUUGAUACCCAUUACAUAGCACUACCUUUCUCUGCUCCCAGUCACACCGACCCUCCACCCCAAAUCGGGCGGAUAUAUCAUUUGGAUGCUCCCACACUUCUCCAAUUGCAGGCUCUGGCAAACCAAACUCAAGAAAAACCCAGUGCUGGUAAACCCAUAACAAAGAUGGAGACAAUUUCUGCCUAUAUUUGGAAACUUUUUGCUCGCGCACAGGCUUUAACUGGUUCACAACUAACCAGAAUUGGUAUCCCCAUUGAUGGGCGUGCAUGCCUGAACCUCCCUCCUUCCUACUUCGGAAAUGCGAUAGCAAUGCCUUUCAAGGAGAGUUAUGCAGAGCAGAUAUUAGAGGACCCAUUAAACAAGAUUGCAGAAAUCGUACACAACGUUAUAGGUGAAUCCCUGAACAGUGAAUAUUUCAGGUCCAUUGUGGAUUGGGUGGAGGUGAACAGACCCGCAGUGAUUUUAGCGAGAGUGUAUGCAGAGGAAGGUUCGGCUGUGGUGGUGUCUUCAGGAGUGAGGAUUCCAUUGUAUCACUAUGAGUUUGGCUGUGGGAAGCCUGUGUUUUCAAGUGUGUUUUUUCCAUGGGGAGGAACAGCAGGGUACGUGAUGUUGCAGGUGAGCCCCCUGGGAGAUGGGAAUAUGGUGGUGUAUAUGCAUAUGGCCGAGAAGCACUUAGAUGCCAUUGAAGCUGAUCCUGAAUUUGUGCUCGUGAGGGCCAGUCGAAUGAAUUUCUGGUAACAGUUUGGAGGUUAUAGUAUAGAGCUCUAAGAAUCAUUGUUGUUAAGCUUUCAUGUAGGAUUCUUGAUGAUAAACUAUUGUUUCUGUCAGUUGUAUCCACUGUGUGGUAAUACAUUUUAUAACCAGGUCCAAGUAAGCCAGUUGGAAGAAUUAUAAUGGCUUUUUUCUCUGAAUAGUUAAUGAGAAAGCCCCAACUUUGCUUGAGAGAGAA
Molecule: messenger RNA, 1647 nt
Organism: Cryptomeria japonica (Japanese cedar)
Lineage: Eukaryota; Viridiplantae; Streptophyta; Pinopsida; Cupressales; Cupressaceae
Product: coniferyl alcohol acyltransferase-like
Exons: 2
Coding region: 60-1436 (458 amino acids)
Molecular function (GO): acyltransferase activity, transferring groups other than amino-acyl groups
Source: RefSeq, a predicted model, not a curated record